GUCUGGUUGGCUACAGCCGAGAUGUGAAACCGUGCUCCAGAUCAUCCGCACGUGUACACGCGAGGAGACCUAGCACUUGUCUGGUGUAGUGGGUGACUUGCAUUCUCAGAAUAUGUCAUGAAAGCAGGCCAAGCCUAAAUAUAGGGCUACCUACCUCAGUCGUGCCCUCAAUAACAAACACAUAAAGUGCUAGCCUGCAAGGGCAGAGGGUCUCUGAGCUGUUUUUCAAGGAAAGUUUUCAGCCAUGGAGACUCUUGACCAAAUGGAUGAAGACCAACUAAUUGAUUAUGCAGUACGAUUGAGUAUUCAGGACUCCAAAUUCCCAUUUCUCAGUUCAGUUGAGAGCUUUCAUUCAGUCAGUGAUGAAAAUAUAAAGAUUCUGAAAGCCAUUGAAGAAGGUGAUGUGCUUGCAUUGAAGCGGCUGUCCCGCCGGUCCUCUGCCUUUAAGGAGAGGGACAGCAGGGGGUGGCUACCCAUGCACGUGGCCGCCGUCCAGCCCAUGGUCCAAGUCCUAGACACAGUGUUGAUAGCUUCUCACGAGAUGACCAUGGAGGCCAAGACAGCAGAUGGAGACACUGCCCUGCUGCUGGCUGCCAGGGCUGGCUUUGUGGAGAACGUCAACCUCCUCCUGCAGCACGGAGCCUCCCCACACAACACCAACGAGCUCAACGAGAGCCCCCUCCUCUUAGCGGUGAGGAACGGCUCCUAUGACAUGGUGCAGCUCCUGAUCAUAGGCGGGGCCUUCGUGCAGCAGGUGUGCCUGAAGAGCUGGACGGCCACCCACGAGGCGGCCAAGGUGGGCUGCUGUGACAUCCUCCUGAUGCUGCUGCGCCACGGGGGACAGGUCAACGGCAGGGACGGCCACGGGGUCACGCCCCUAGGGGUCGCCGCCGAGUACGGCCAGCCCGGCGUCCUGCGGAUGCUCAUCGAUCAUGGUGGCGAUGCAACUGCACAGGCUCGCAAUGGGGACUCCGUCCUGUAUGACGCUGCAGGUUCUGGGAAUCUGGACUGUCUAAACCUGCUCCUGGAGCAUGGGGCCAACCCCAAUGCGCACAGCAUGUGCUCUCAGCUCCCCAUCCACAGAGCAGCAUACGAGGGACAUUACCUGGCCCUGAGGACGCUGAUCCCCAUCACCACCAAGAGGGCCAUCCGCAUCUCGGGCAUGAGCCCCGUGCACUCGGCGGCGGACGGGGGCCACCACGACUGCCUGGAGCUGCUGAUAGAGCGCGGCUUCGACGUCAACCCCCUGCUGGAGGACUUAAUCUCCCAAAACUACGGCGACAUGCGCCGCACCCCGCUCUACUUCGCCGUCUCCAACGCCGACGUCAUGUGUGCCGAAACGCUGCUCCUGGCCGGCGCCCAGUCGGACCAGGACCCGCUGCGGUGCCUCCUAGUCGCGGUGCGGGCCAAGAACUACGAGCUGGUGCGGCUGCUCCUUAAACACGGAGCAGAGGUCAACUGUUACUUCUCGGGGUUGUGCAGCACGAGGUUCCCCACGGCGCUGCAGUUCUGCAUGAAGGACGAGGUGAUGAUGAGGCUGCUGUUGAAUAACGGGUUCGACGCUCAGAGCUGCUUCUGCUGUGACCACCGCGAAGGGUGGCUGCAGGCGGCCGUGUGGAAGGAAGUGCACAACAUGUUGUACAGUUACUACGGCGACUCAGAGAAGCUAUCUUUCUGCGAUUUCGUCAGUGUGUCCUCGCUGGCCCCCUCUGCCGGCCAACUGGUCCUCGUCCUGCUAGACUACGUGCAGCAUGUCCCCCUGUGUCACAAGCUCCAGGCCAUCCUGGAACGGCAGAGGGAGUGGCCCGAGAUUUGUCACACACUGAGGAACCCACGGUCGCUGCAGCACCAGUGCAGACUGCUCAUCAGGAAACUUGUGACCCCGAGGAGACUCAGCGACCCAGAUUUCAUGGAGACGGUCCCAUUUCCCCCGACGCUCAAGAACUAUCUCAUGUACCGGGAGUACGAUAUAUAUGGAAACAUGUAAUUGAAGAGUUAAGAUGCAAAACCCCCUAAAUCCAUUUCUGAAAACCUGUACUUCUAUAUUUUUAGAGAACCCCGUUGUUGGUUUGGUUUACAUUCAUGUACUUGAUAAUACAUAUUAAUAGUUAUAUUACAUAAAUACAAUAAAAAAAUGUGCAAUUUUGAUAGCUUUGUAUUAAAUAAAAAUGAAUUAAGAUUAUUUUCUGAGAAGGCAUUUAGGGGGUUUUGCAUCUGAACUCUUCAAUUGAAGGAAAAAAAUUACUUUUUUUACUGAGUUAGUAGUAGUGAUUUUGCACAUAGUGAGAUAGGGGUUGUUUCGCGGGUAUGAAAGACCCUUCUUGUGGAACAAGCAAAGAGAGCUACCAGGAAAUGGAUAGCGACGUUAUUUUCAAUGAUUUAUGAUCAGGUGCCAUAAUAUUUAGUAGAAAAUGAAAUAUCUAUUUUACAUUGGAAACACAGGCCUUAAUUCCCUCUAGAGUAUUUUAGUCUUGUAUUGCAUUUUUUAUGUUUUACUCUAUUUUUUACGUGUUGCCAUAUGAAGAAGUAGCGUUCUUCUGUAGGCCCCUUACAGUAUGUUUGUUGCUAUCAGUUUUACUCACAUGAUGUAAAUAGUUCUCUAAUUGACAUACAGUACGUGGUCAUACAGCCAUGAAUGCCAUAGCAAAUGAAAGUAGAGUUGGGUUCAUGCAAGGUGACAUGCUUGCAAAGUCUGCUUCAACGCACAAGAACUGUGAAAAAGGAUUUUUACAAUUCUUUCUUUGCUAUUUAUUGGGCGUGCAUGACAUUUUAUAUGACGGACCCUCAUGUGUGAAUGUAGAAAUGAUUCUGAAGAAGACAUUGAAGUGAGGUAGCAUUAAAAAGUUUGUAAAAAGUUGUAAAUGUGUGAUUGUAAAAAGGUAGCUUUAUAUGACUGAGUUCACUCAUCAUCAUCAACUAUGCUAUGGUGCAGCAAUGUUUCGUGUUCAAAAUAAAAACAUGUUUAUACACA
Engraulis encrasicolus (European anchovy) is the source of this 2971-nucleotide messenger RNA. It is a transcript of the gene asb15b, whose product is annotated as ankyrin repeat and SOCS box containing 15b. Gene Ontology annotation, molecular function: protein binding. Bases 245 to 1987 code for a protein of 580 amino acids. The transcript has 10 exons. Lineage: Eukaryota; Metazoa; Chordata; Actinopteri; Clupeiformes; Engraulidae. The record is from RefSeq and is a predicted model, not a curated record. Gene Ontology annotation, biological process: intracellular signal transduction.